AUGUCUGGGUUAUUCAACCGAGAGAACGCCUUCUCAUCGCACAGUUUUUCGCUGGUGAAGCGUUCGCGAGGCUUGAGCACCGGCCCCCUGCUUGAUAUCGUUAUUAGAAUUAACCCUGGUCUGAUUGCAACGACGUUUUUCGGAACUUCAACGGUGUUCGCCUGCUUUUCUUUGGCUUCUCUGUACGCUGCGGAUGGGAAGUUUCUCUGUCUUGGCGGUACGCUGCUUUCUGUUUGUUCUACGCUCUUCUGGAUGGCUUUGUUCAACAUAUUCUUUGGCUCCUAUUUCGUGUACCAAGUAAACUUGUACCUUGGUCUGACACUCAUGUGCGGCUUUGUCUUGUAUGACACCCAAUCCAUCGUUGAAAAGUGCCGCAUGGGUGACACGGACUACGUCUAUCACUCGAUGAAUCUGUUCAUCGAUUUCAUCGGGAUGUUUACUCGUUUGCUUAUCAUUCUCACACAGAAGGAGGAUCGUAAAAAGAAGAACAGAGAUUAA
Molecule: messenger RNA, 498 nt
Organism: Soboliphyme baturini
Lineage: Eukaryota; Metazoa; Nematoda; Enoplea; Dioctophymatida; Soboliphymatidae
Source: the annotation of a GenBank genome assembly